AUGGCGGCGCGCUCGGAUAACUACACCGCUAGCCAAGACAGAGCGGCGGGGGUAAUUCACACACGAAACAGCAAGAAUCCGUUUGUGACGGACACGACAGUGACUUUCGGGGCUAACGUGGUGGAUGGCGGGUGCGUCGACUACGGCUGGAGCCCAAAUAAUCCCUUCCUAGCCAGCAUGAAGCUAUCACAGGCCGCUAACGGAGCAGCGGACCCCACGUUUCUACCGCGACUGGACACAGCGUGGCCGCCCACUCCACCGCCAUCGGGAUCUACAAAUCCUUUCACCAAAGCAGCGGUGCAGCAGGGAGGAGACCACGGUGAGUCUGCAGCGCCCGCAGGUGUAAACCAUACCGCUGCUACCCAGUUACGCCCCACAGAAUUUACCCACAUCACUGAUCAAUAUAUUAAUCCCUUCUCAAAGACGAACAGAGACUAUUUCGCUACUAGUACUCCUGUUUUCCACGCCCAAGCACCUUUUCAAACACAGACUGUGCCCCAAAUCGCCUCACAUGUGCCUCCACACGUAACACCAAGCUAUGCAGUGCAGGGCCAGACCUAUGACCACAGUUUUUCAAGAACUGAUCCUCCCCCUCUCCCACCACGUUCUGCAUGCCAUGGUGGCCCCAUAGACAUCAGUGAUGAUGAUGGACAAAGAGAGAGAAUCCCCACGCUACAGCCAGGCCAGUUUGAUGGGACUGGUGCAUGGAAAGACUUUAUAUAUCAGUUUGAGAGUUGUGCAAAAGCCAAUCACUGGACCGAAAAGACUAUGGCCGUGCAGCUGAAGUUCAGCCUGACUGGGGCAGCUGGGGCAAUCGUCCAUAAAAACCCACGGUCGGCUCAGUGGAGUUAUCAGCGCAUUGUGGAAGAGAUCGAGGCUGCCUAUGGACCUUGCCCGGAGUAUGCUGCCGCCGUUGGCAUAGAACUGAGACAAAGAACCAGAAAACCUGGUGAAAGCCUGCAUGCACUCCGAGAUGACAUUUAUGAAAAAGUUUCAAUUGCAUAUGCUGGCCGUGGAGAGUUGGAACAGGAUGCAAUUGGUGUGGAGAUAUUUACCAACGCCCUGGCCGACGCUGAGCUGGUGCAGAAACUCCUGGAGGAAAAGCCGUGCACCCUGGCAGGGGCCUACAACAUAGCUCGCAGGUAUGAGGCCACCAGAAGAGCUGCGCAGACAGUUGCACAGCUAAUGCGGUCAGGUGCUGCUAAUGCUAAUGAACGGAAAACAAGAGCAGCUACAGUACGUGAAGAUGAUAAUGGGCCCCGCUCAGGGGAGCCAGAGAGAGUGGCCAUAGGGCGCACUGACCAACCAAAAUUUCUCCGGCAGGGACGGCCCCACAAAACUGACAGCCCUAAAAAAUUAGAUUUUAGAGAGAUUGUUUGUCACAACUGUUCUGGCAUUGGACAUUUUCAGAAAAAUUGCCCCUCCCCUCGCCAACCCAAGCGGACGGCAGCUAAUGUCACACCAGCUCCUGUACAGGCCCCAGCAUCUGCCCCAAACACUGUCACUGUGAGUCCUAGAGGCCAAGAGGAGGAAGAAAUGUGUGUGCAGGUCACAAUUUAUGGACUAAAAAUCUGUGCCUUGCUCGACUCUGGGGCACGAAGGAAUGUGUUUUCUCUCCAUCGUUACAACAACUUACCUGCGGAGGCCAGACCCCCUAUCCAACCAUCAACCGCAGAGGUCCUGCAGGGCGUUGGGCCGGGAAGCCUGGUGGUCCUGGGAGAAAUUACUACUCCAGUCCUCAUCGGAAACCAUGUGACUAAUGUGAUCUUCAUCGUGGCCGACACAGCUGAGAACACUGAUGUUAUCCUGGGGCAUCCUUUCCUGUUACAGGCAAAGGCCUGCCUGGAUUAUGGCCGCGGGAAAGUCACCCUCUUCGGAAAGGAUAUACCCCGUGUUGUCACCAGUUCAGGACCUGAGGUGCACCUCGUCAAAGUGGCACGCAGGACCGUACUGGAGCCAGGGCGUGAGUACAUUGUGCCUGGCACCACACACCUCCACCCCACUGCUGCUGGUGAGCUCAUGCUAAGCCCUGCUAAGAGCAUUGUUAAAAGACACCAUGUGCUUGUAGCCCGUGCGGUUGUGCAGGCACGGCGGGCAGCUAGUAUCCCCAUCAGAGUUUUCAACCCCGGCGCCACGCCCAUCACAUUAAAAAGAGGGACUGUUGCGGGUGUCCUCCAGCCCGCCAACGUAGUAGAGGAGACAGGGCCUUGCCCCUCCAAAGUCACAGCAGCCCCUGAUCGCGUCCCCAACCACCUACAGACACUAUAUGCUGAGAGCUGUGCGAACCUGCCGGAAGAGGACCGCUGGAGACUGGCUGAACUGCUAACAUCUUACAGCGACGUCUUCUCCACUGGGCCCGCCGACCUAGGCCGCACCAGCCUCGUCAAGCAUGACAUCCUGACCACACCAGGGCCUCCAAUUAAGCAGCAACCCCGCAGAAUGGCCCGAGAUAAGCAGGUUGCAGCAGACCAGCAGAUGCAACAGAGCCUAGAGGCGGGCGUCGCACAGUCCAGCAACAGCAGCUGGGCAGCACCAAUUGUCAUGGUGCGAAAAAAAGACCUGAGCCCACGCCUGUGUGUGGAUUACAGAUCCUUAAAUGAGCGAACCAUCAAAGAUGCAUACCCCCUGCCACGCAUACAGGACACUUUGGACACCUUAUCCACUGCCAGGUAUUUCACUACGCUGGACUUGACAUCAGGGUACUGGCAGGUGGAGAUGACUCCCAGGGCCCGGAAAGCCGCUGCCUUCUGUACCCGCAAGGGGCUCUUUGAGUGGAAUGUGAUGCCGUUUGGACUCUGUAAUGCGCCGGCCACAUUCCAGCGGCUCAUGGACAGAGUCCUGGUGGGGCUACAAUGGGAAACAUGUCUCGUCUACCUGGACGACAUCAUCGUCCUGGGGAAGGACAUCACUCAGAUGAUAGAGCGGCUCCACCAGGUGUUCGGCAGGCUCCGUGAAGCCAAAUUAAAACUGAAACCAUCAAAGUGUUGUCUGUUUCGAGAACAGGUUACUUACCUCGGACACAUCGUCUCCGCCAGAGGAAUUGCCACCGACCCAGAGAAGAUGAGGAAAGUGGCAGAGUGGCCCAUACCCCAGAACAUGACAGAGGUACGCCAAUUCAUCGGUUUGGCAUCGUACUACCGGCGCUUCGUGGAAGGUUUCGCCACCAUAGCAAAGCCACUGCACGAACUCACAAAGAAGUAUGCACGCUUUCACUGGACAGCCGAGUGUCAGGGUGCGUUCGAGGAACUAAAAAGAGGACUUACAUCAGCGCCUGUUCUUGGCUACCCCCUCGACAGUGGUGAGUUCUUCCUAGAUACUGAUGCAAGCGACUGGGGAAUAGGGGCUGUUCUUUCCCAGUUGCAAGGGGGAGAGGAGAGAGUUCUGGCGUAUGGCAGCAGAAGGCUGUCGUCCACAGAACAAAACUACUGCACUACCAGACGUGAGCUCCUGGCAGUAGUAGAGUUCACCUCCCAUUUCAGACAGUACUUACUAGGACGACCAUUCACUGUACGAACUGACCACAGCAGCCUACGCUGGCUGACCAGGUUAAGGGAGCCGGAAGGGCAGCUGGCUCGUUGGUUGGAGAAACUGGCAGAGUAUGACUUCCAGGUGGUACACCGCCCUGGAAGACACCACCAGAAUGCCGAUGCACUGUCCAGGAGGCCAUGUAGAGCUUCAUGCCCCUGCACGGUGACACAGCCCAGCCCCAGCAGUGAACGGUGUCAUGACAAAGGAGUGCAGUGCAGCCUAACAGACACCCCAGCUGCAGAGGCCCUCAUCACAAUACCCCCAGAGCAACCUCUAGUGGGGGUAGUUGACACCCAUAAAAGUGACGACCACAACCACACCUCAUCUCAUCCCAGUAUCAACAGGGUGAGUGAAUCUCCACAGUCCAAUCUGUUCAGUGGGUGGACCCAUGAGCAAAUGAGAGCUGCACAAAUGGCUGAUCCAGACCUGGCACCUGUGUGGGGGUGGUUUGAGGAAGAGGUUGGGCGACCCGUUUGGAUCGACAUAGCACACUGUAGCCCUGCCACCAAAGCUUAUUGGGCACAGUGGAAAAGGCUUUACCAGAAAGAUGGAACUCUAAUGAGAAAGUUCUAUGGCAGUGAUGGAAAGAUGUUUUAUCCCCAGAUCCUGCUGCCCCAGGGUUAUCGCACCGCUGUGAUGGAGCAGAUGCAUGAUGGUCCUGUUGGCGGUCAUUUUGGGGUGGAGAGGACCCUUGCGCGCCUCCAGACAAGGUAUUACUGGUAUAACAUGAAGGACGACGUCACGUUGUGGUGCCGCACCUGCACCAAAUGUGCUGCUAAAGCUCGCCCGAAGAAAACCCCCCAAGCAGCUAUGGGUUCAGUUAAAGUGGGUGCCCCUAUGGAAAGGAUUGCUGUCGACUUGAUGGGCCCACUAAACGAGACAGAAAGACAAAAUCGCUACAUACUGGUAGUGAGUGACUAUUUCAGUAAGUGGGUGGAAGCGUACCCAGUUCCCAAUCAAGAAGCAAUCACAGUGGCAGACAAGAUUGUAUCUGAGUGGGUGUGUAGGUAUGGGGCCCCACAUUCGCUGCAUAGUGACCAGGGCACUAACUUCGAGUCGGCUGUGUUUCAGGAGAUGUGCGGUCUGUUGCAGAUUGAAAAGACACACACCGCCCCUUUCCGGCCCCAAUCGGAUGGCCAAGUGGAGCGCUUUAAUGCGACUCUACAGAAGAUCUUGGCCACUACAGCUGAUAGGUGCCACUGGGACUGGGAUCUGAUGAUUCCCUAUGCCCUCAUGGCUUAUCGGGCCACUAAGCACAGCUCCACUGGACUGUCCCCCAAUAUGAUGCUCUUCGGACGAGAGAUCACCGAGCCUAUUGAUCUGGUUGUGGGCUCGCCCCCAGACAGCAGCAGCGUCGUUUCCCUCCCAGAGUAUGUCAUGCAGCUUCGGGAACGCUUGCAGCUCUGCCACCAGCUUGCACGAGAGACGCUUGGGCGAUCUGCAGAACGUGCUAAGAGACAGUAUGACAAAAAUAUUUGCCAACUACAGUACAAGGUUGGGGACGCAGUGUGGCAUCUGAUCAAAGGCACAAAGGCAGUGAAGAACAAGGUGAAGAAAUUUCUGCCUUCAUACGGGGGUCCCUACUUCAUUGUUGGCCUGCUGGAUGACUUGGUCUAUCGGAUCCAGAAAUCGCAGAGGUCAAAGGUCAAGGUCGUCCAUCAUGAUAAGCUUAAACCUUACUACUCCCGGACAGAACUGGACAACACUUGGGUCUUCCAGAGCGCUGAUGAAUGGUCACCAGUGGAGGUGUCGCCACCCCCGGCUGAUGAAGACGCCGCCGAGCCGGACAUCGGUCCCCUCAGCCUGUGGGACGCCCCAUCGGAGACACAGGGCGCAGCUGUUGGAGCUUCACCGGACCCCUGCUCAUCAUCGCCAACUCCACUAAGCAGCAGCCAGUCCCCGGAUAACAUCAGUACGCCACAGUUAGUUGAGGUCGACAGCAGGAGUCAUCCUCCACUCUCUGCACGGCCACGGAGACCCCAGAGAGCGUGCAGAGCACCAGAGAGGUUUGGUGACUGGUUAUUCUCUAAAGACUGA
This is a messenger RNA of Xyrichtys novacula (pearly razorfish), 5565 nucleotides long. NCBI's taxonomy places the organism in Eukaryota, Metazoa, Chordata, Actinopteri, Labriformes, Labridae. The record is from the annotation of a GenBank genome assembly.